Molecule: messenger RNA, 1845 nt
Organism: Zonotrichia leucophrys gambelii
Lineage: Eukaryota; Metazoa; Chordata; Aves; Passeriformes; Passerellidae
Gene: ACOT9
Product: acyl-CoA thioesterase 9
Exons: 16
Coding region: 398-1702 (434 amino acids)
Biological process (GO): acyl-CoA metabolic process
Cellular component (GO): mitochondrion
Molecular function (GO): fatty acyl-CoA hydrolase activity
Source: RefSeq, a predicted model, not a curated record
CCCACGGCCGUGUGACGGCUUGGGGCGCUCCUCAGGCUCCGGGCACAGCGCCCAGCUGAGCGCUGCCAGCCCGCCUUCCUCACGGCACAGUGGAAAAACGGAGCAUUAAAACCAAAAAAUAACGAUGUUUAUUAAGAGCGAGUCCCGGCAGGGCCCGCCCGCUCUGCCGGGCCCGCCCGACGACUAACGGUGUCCUGCCCCAACCUCCGCCCCGGGGAGCGGCCGCGCUGCCACGGGGACACGGGCGGUGCCACCCGGGGAUCCCGGCGGAGCGAGGGCUACCAGCUGCGGGCGGCCCUGACCCCGCUCCGUGCGCGGCGAGCCGCGAGUGGCCGGUGCGGCAGGACCGUGUGGCUGAGGCAGGUGCGGCCCCGCGGUGACGGCCUCGGCGAGCACCAUGCUGCCCACCCGGUUGUGCAUCAUGAGGAAGCUUCCUUCUGUUCUGGCUAGGACAAUCACUUCUGGGACCCGUGCCUCCCCAGGGCUUCCUGACAUGUCUGAAGGACAGUCCCCCAUUCAUGUGAAUAAUGUGCGGAGCAAAUUGAGGGAUAUAGUGGGAGCAUCUACCAACUGGAGGGAUCAUGUGCAAGCCAUGCAAGAAAGAAAAGCUCUCCAUACUUUACUGGCAAAACGGCAGGAAGAUCUCCCUCCUAGGAGAAUGAAGGAUAGCUACUUGGAAGUUAUUCUGCCUCUAGGAAGUCAGCCUGAAAUAAGAGAAAAAUACCUGAAUGUAUACAACAGUGUAAGGUUUGGAAGGAUACUUGAAGAUCUUGACAGUUUAGGAGUUCUUAUCUGCUACACUCACACCAAGCAGGAAAGGCAGCAAAGGUCUCCUUUGUCCAUAGUUACAGCUCUGGUGGAUAAAAUCAAUUUGUGCCAGAAGAUUAUACGUCCAGACUGUGACAUCAAAUUCACAGGCAAUGUUUCUUGGGUUGGGAAGACCUCCAUGGAAGUGAGGAUGCACAUGCUGCAGCAACAUGAUGGGGAUUACAGCCCUGUGUUAGAUGCAACCUUUGUCAUGGUGGCCCGCGACCCAGAGAACAAACGGCCAGCAUUUGUUAAUCCACUCAUUCCUGAGAGCCCUGAGGAGGAAGAAAUCUUCAAGCAAGGGGAAUUGAACAAGUUGAAGAGGAUUGAAUUCAGCACUGCUUCCUUGCUGAAAAUGGCUCCCACUGCAGAAGAAAGAAACAUUGUGCAUGACAUAUUCCUUAACACACUGGACACAAGGACAGUGAGUUUCCGGAGUCGUAAAUUACCACCCAAUUCAGUGUGGAUGGAAGAUGCCAAACUAAAAGGCCUGCAGAUUUGCCAUCCUGAGGAACGGAACAUCUUCAAUAGGAUCUUUGGGGGUUUUCUCAUGAGAAAGGCAUUUGAACUGGGAUGGGCAACUGCUUGCAGCUAUGGGGGUUCCAGACCCUUUAUUGUAUCUGUUGAUGAUAUCAUGUUUCAGAAGCCAGUAGAAGUUGGAUCCUUAUUACUGCUUUCUGGACAGGUCUGUUACACAGAAAAAAACUACAUCCAAAUUCGAGUACACAGUGAAGUUUACAAUGCAAAUACCAAGGAGCACCAUACUACCAAUAUUUUCCAUUUUACAUUUAUAUCAGAAAAUGAGGUCCCACAAGUUGUACCUAAGACAUAUGGAGAGUCCAUGUUGUAUUUAGAUGGGAAGCGCCACUUUACUGCAGUCAUGAAAGAAAUCUGACAGGCACUGGGUGCUGCAGCAGCAGGGCAGCAGCAUGCUGCCUUGGCAAGAGCUGUCACUAGAGGUGGCUAAUGGACAGGUGCUUGUAAUACUCAAAAAAACCCCAACAACCACCCAAAACCAAACCAACCAAACCCAAACUC